AUGAAGUACUGUGGCAUUGCUACUCCAUUCAAAGGCAUCCGUGUCUACACCCGAUCAGCCAUAGGGAUGCCUGGUUCUGAAACUUGCCUUGAAGAGCAAAUGUGCAGAGUUAUAGGUGACCUUAUCCAAGAGGGUUGCGUUACGAAAAUCGCUGAUGAUUUAUACAUCAGUAGAAACACACCUCAUGAUCUUCUCAACAAUUGGCAAAGGACAUUGUCUGCCUUGGGUAGAAACAACCUAUGUCUUUCUGCCCGGAAAACGCACAUAUGUCCCAAAUCUACAACCAUUUUAGGAUGGGUAUGGUCCAACGGUACUCUAAAAGCCAGUCCUCACAAAAUAACUGCACUGACAUCUGUCAAACCCCCAGCCACUAUAAAAGGACUGCGAUCAUCUAUUGGGGCGUACAAAGUCCUGAGCCACGUCCUCAAAGGAUAUGCUGCACUCAGGGAUCCACUAGACAAAGUCACGGCUGGUCAACCAUCACGCGCCAAAAUCACCUGGACACACCAUACCUAA
This is a messenger RNA of Anneissia japonica, 516 nucleotides long. RefSeq lists its product as uncharacterized. Bases 1 to 516 code for a protein of 171 amino acids. The record is from RefSeq and is a predicted model, not a curated record. NCBI's taxonomy places the organism in Eukaryota, Metazoa, Echinodermata, Crinoidea, Comatulida, Comatulidae. The transcript has a single exon.